Messenger RNA from Indicator indicator, 1302 nucleotides. RefSeq names its product akirin 2 (gene AKIRIN2). Gene Ontology annotation, biological process: positive regulation of transcription by RNA polymerase II; positive regulation of innate immune response. NCBI's taxonomy places the organism in Eukaryota, Metazoa, Chordata, Aves, Piciformes, Indicatoridae. The coding region runs from base 78 to 656 and encodes 192 amino acids. Gene Ontology annotation, molecular function: transcription coregulator activity. The transcript has 5 exons. The record is from RefSeq and is a predicted model, not a curated record. Gene Ontology annotation, cellular component: chromatin; nucleus.
CCACCACUACCAGCACCGGCGUCUCUACUGCCCCUCGCUUCGAGCCCCCUUCCUCCGUCCAGCUUCCGCCCCGCGCCAUGGCUUGCGGCGCCACUUUGAAAAGGACUCUGGAUUUCGACCCGCUGCUGAGCCCGGCGUCCCCGAAGCGGAGGCGAUGUGCGCCAUUGUCAACCCCGGCCUCGGCCGCCGCCUCCUCCUCCUUCGCCGCCGCCUCUCCGCAGAAAUACCUGCGCAUGGAGCCCUCGCCUUUCGGAGAGGUGUCGUCCCGGCUCACCACAGAACAAAUUCUGUACAACAUAAAACAGGAGUACAAACGCAUGCAGAAGAGGAGACACUUAGAAAAUACCUUUCAACAGACAGAUCCUUGUUGUUCUACUGAUGCACAGCCACAUGCAUUUCUCCUUACUGGACCAGCUUUGCCAGGUACUUCAUCUGCAGCAUCAUCACCAUUGAAAAAAGAACAGCCCCUGUUUACUCUCAGACAAGUUGGAAUGAUCUGUGAACGUUUGCUGAAAGAACGUGAAGAGAAAAUCCGUGAAGAGUAUGAAGAAAUUUUGACCACAAAACUUGCAGAACAAUACGACGCAUUUGUGAAGUUCACGCAUGAUCAGAUCAUGCGACGAUAUGGAGAACAGCCUGCCAGUUAUGUUUCAUGAAUCACACUUUCUGCAUAUGUGGGCUGCCCUAUACACCCUGUUUUAUUGUUGCAAGCUGUCCCAGUAAAGACUUGCAGCAAUGCCAUAUUUUUUUCCCCCUGUGAACACAGGUUAUUUCAAGCUUUUGUCAGUGGCAACCACUCUUAUGCAGCAACUGGUUUUGGAGUGCUCCCUGAUGUCAGUACCACCUGGAUGUGGACCUUUGCUACCUGUAAUAAUACCAGUGGCCUCAUUUGCUGUAUCAUUACAAUUUGGCUUCUUAUGUUAAUAAGUUUGAAAAAGUAAAGGAUUAAAGCUGGUGUUCUAGAAGUUGCCCUUCACUGGUUGUGUAAAUAAAAAUGUAGAAUGACACUUCUGACUGAAGUUAGUGUGGUUUUCAUAACUGUGCACUACAAGAAAGCUGUAAUCACAGUUAAGUUAGAAUGUAAUCCCAGGACAAUUUUAAGCAAAUAGCCCACAGUACUGCCUGUGAAAUAGUGAAGGAGGGCAUUUCUGUAUUCCAUGACUUUUUGGGGGUUAAGAAUGGGUUUAUAUGAUUUCUCAUUUUUGUAGUUUUUAUUUAUUCUAUCAGUCUUUAACAAAUGUUUAUUGCUGCAAUUUUUCAGUGUAUCAUUGUUUUACUGCCCUUGUAGUACUGGAAUUUAGU